Messenger RNA from Gekko japonicus, 2843 nucleotides. RefSeq names its product notch 4 (gene NOTCH4). Gene Ontology annotation, biological process: heterophilic cell-cell adhesion; establishment or maintenance of epithelial cell apical/basal polarity. NCBI's taxonomy places the organism in Eukaryota, Metazoa, Chordata, Lepidosauria, Squamata, Gekkonidae. The transcript is spliced from 16 exons. Gene Ontology annotation, molecular function: protein binding; calcium ion binding. Gene Ontology annotation, cellular component: plasma membrane; protein-containing complex. The annotation marks the transcript as partial. The record is from RefSeq and is a predicted model, not a curated record.
GGGCAAAUCCAUGCGAACAUGGAGGAAGCUGCCACAACACGCCCGGCUCCUUUGCCUGCCACUGCCUCAAUGGUUACACGGGCUCGCGCUGCGAAUCGGACCUCAAUGAAUGCCUCAGCCAGCCAUGUCAUAAUGGAGCCUCCUGCCUGGACCUGCUGGACCAGUUUCAGUGUCUCUGCCCCGUGGGUUUUGAGGGACCCCAGUGCCAGCUGGAGGUGGAUGGCUGUGCAAGCUCCCCCUGCCGGAAUGGGGGCCAGUGUCAGAAUUCUGCAGGGACCUUCCGCUGCAUCUGCCCCCAAGAUCCCUGUCAAAACGGAGGCCAGUGCAUCGUGAAGGCGUUUGCCCCCAUUUGCCUCUGCCCUCUUGGUUGGGGAGGCUCUCGUUGCCAGCAGAAGACAACCCGGAAGGGAGAGCCUUGCCCAGAUCUGUCUGGCGGGGGUGAUUGUCAGUGCCUGCCUGGGAAGAAGUGCCCUGAUGGAAGAGUCUGUACUGAAACACCCAGUGGAUACCUCUGUCUCUGCCCCCCGGGAACCAAAGGUCCCAACUGCGAUUUGUACCCCUGUUCCGUUCCUACCGCCCAUUGUUAUCAUGGGGGGACCUGCGUGGCUCGGCCUGAAGGCGUUUCUUGCCUCUGCCCUCCUGGGUAUGUUGGUGACCAGUGCCAGGGGGUGGUGGACCCUUGCUUCUCCCAGCCUUGCCACCCAUCUGGGGCCCACAGCUGCCAAUCAAAUGCAAACGGCUUCCAGUGUUUCUGCCUGCCAGGGUAUACAGGAAUUCUGUGUGAGUCUUUGAUGGACAGUUGUCAGCCAAACCCAUGCCUCAAUGGUGGAAGCUGCCAGGCGGUGCCCGACAGCCCUCUGGAAUUCACCUGUCACUGUCCCCAGCAUAAUGGAGGGGUCUGCAUUUCCCACCCAUCUGGGCCCCAGUGCCUCUGCUCAGGAGGGUUCUCUGGACCAGACUGCCGCCUGCCUCCGUGCUCUUCUGGAUCCUGCCCCGCUCCCAACACUACCGUUGACUGCCAGCAGGUGGCAGGAGAUGGACGCUGCGACCGAGCCUGCAGCUCCCCGGAGACCCGCUGGGAUGGAGGGGACUGUUCCCUGGGGGUGCUGGACCCCUGGGAAAACUGCCCCAGGCGGGACCUGUGCUGGAUGGCUUUCCGGGACGGACAGUGCCACCGCCACUGCGAUAACGAGGAUUGCCUGUUCGACGGCUACGAUUGCAGCCAGCAGAUGCAGUGCAACCCUCUAUACGAACGAUAUUGCCGGGACCACUUCUCUGACGGACACUGCGAUGGAGGCUGCGACACGGCCCUCUGCGGCUGGGAUGGGGGAGACUGCUGGUCCGCCUCCACAGAGGGUCCAGGGUUGGGCCUGGUUGUCCUGCUACCCCAAGAGGGACUGCGCCAGUCCCUGCGUUCCCUGGCUGUCGCUCUGCGUGGGGCGCUAGGGCUUCAACGGGACCUUCAGGGCAGAGAGAGAAUUUACCCCUACACGGGAAAAGAAGAGCUUGGAAGCAGCAGCAAUUGGACGGGGACUGAGGAGAAAGCCGCUGGGGAGACCAUUGGGAGGCAACACUCAGGGGACACGCGAACCAAGGAGAGUGUGGGUGGCACGGACCCUCAGGCCUCAGCUUCCCAUUUCCCCGGGCCUCUUGUUUACUCUGUGGUGGCCGGAGUGGUGGCCGUCGUGCUGGGCAUCUUUCUGGGGGUGUGGAGGGUCCGCCGGCCCCAACGGCGGGAACAGGGUUUGCUGUGGCUCCCACCUGGAUUUGCUCCACGGCAGGGCAAGAAACGGCGGUGCCGGAGAGAACCCGUGGGCGAAGAUGCGAUCGGACUGAAGCCGAGGAAGUCGGGUACCGAAUUUGUAGAGGAUUCUGAUAUGUGUUCAAGCCCCCACUUCGAUGGACCGCUGAGCUUCAAGGAUAUCAAGGAUGACCUUGAAUCGAUUUCACCCCAAAACCAAGGCCAGUCUACGACUGAGAAGCAGGUGCAGUUAAACAUGCUGACCUCAGACCAGGAAAAGAAUUCCAAGCUGAAGGCUGUCAAAACUCAAGGCUCAGUUUGUGGCCUGACACCACUGAUGCCCGCAGCCCACACUCCUGUAUCGAAAGUGGAGGAGUCAUGGGCAGACACACAAGAGGAAAGCUCUGGAGAGACGCCCCUUCACCUCGCGGCCCGAUACUCCCGCGCUGAUGCCGCCCGAAGACUCCUGGCAUCCGGAGCCGACGCCAACACCCGUGAUCAGUGGGGGCGGACCCCUUUGCACAGUGCUAUAGCGGCAGAUGCAUUGGGAGUAUUCCAGAUCCUUCUCCGGCACAGACAGACAGACCUGGACACCUCGGCGCACGAUGGCUCCACCCCGCUAAUCCUGGCCACGCGACUCGGGGUGGAAAACAUGGUGGAGGAGCUGGUGGCCAAUCGUGUCGACAUCGGGGCCACAGACAAGAGAGUUGUGGUGAUGGCGGAUGCACAGACGCCACUCUUCCUCGCCGCCCGAGAGGGGAGCUGCAAAGUGGCUUGCCUCCUUCUGCAACACGGCGCCAAGCAGAACAUCCCGGACCACGUGGGCCGCCUCGCAAGAGACGUGGCCCAGGAGCGCCUCCACCAUGACAUCCUGUCCCUCUUGGACUCUCCCCGCCCCUCUCCCACAGCCGGCCAGCUCCCAUCACACAGGCCACGGCCGCACCACCAUCGCUCGGCUCCCAACCCACGCAAAUUAUCGUGGCAGGGCGGCCACCCGCGGCUUCCCCCAGUCCCAGAGAACGAAAUCCCUCUAAAGGUUCUUCCUCCUUCCGCGUUGCCUACGAGCUCGUCAGAAGAGGCCGUGGGGCUGCCUCCUGAGUGA